GCGGUGGCGCCGCAGGCUGGUUCCUCGCCCUCCCCGCCUCUUCCCAGUGCCCGGUCCCUCUGUCCUCGGGAGAUGCUGCUGCCGCCACCCCCGCGGGUACAGUUGUCGCGCACGCCGCUGCCUGUCCGCCUGCCCCACCGCCACAGCGCCCCGGCGUCCGAGGGGACACCCGAGCACAGCCAUGCAGCCCGGAGCGACCCUGCAGGCCAUGCUGCUGGCCGUGCUGCUGGCGGGGUCGCGGGGCGCGUCGGGUCGCCUGCUGAGCGGACAGCCAGUCUGCCGGGGAGGGACUCAGAGGCCUUGUUAUAAAGUCAUUUACUUCCAUGAUGCUUCUCGAAGACUGAACUUUGAGGAAGCCAGAGAAGCCUGCAGGAGAGAUGGUGGCCAGCUAGUCAGCAUUGAGUCUGAAGAUGAGCAGAGACUGAUAGAAAUGUUCAUUGAAAAUCUCUUGGCUUCUGACGGUGAUUUCUGGAUUGGACUCAGGAGGCACGAGGAGAAACAGAGCAAUAGCACAGCCUGCCAGGACUUCUAUGCUUGGACCGAUGGCAGCACAUCAAAAUUUAGAAACUGGUACGUGGAUGAGCCUUCCUGUGGCAGUGAGAUCUGCGUGGUCAUGUACCAUCAGCCAUCGGCGCCCGCCGGCAUCGGGGGCCCCUACGUCUUCCAGUGGAACGACGACCGAUGCAACAUGAAGAACAAUUUCAUUUGCAAAUAUUCCGAUGAGAAACCAAUAGCUCCUUCUACAAGGACUAGAGAUGAGAGAACAGAGCCCUUUCUUCCAAAAGACUCACGGAAAGAAGAUACCAAAAAAACAUUCGAAGAAAGUAAAGAAGCUGGCUUGAAUCUUGCCUACAUUCUUAUCCCCAGCAUCCCCCUUCUCCUCCUUCUUGUGGUCACCGCAGUUGUAUGUUGGGUUUGGAUCUGUAGAAGGAGAAAACGGGAACAGCCUGACCCUGGCACUAAGGAGCAACACACCAUCUGGCCAUCUCCUCCCCAAGAGAACAGCCCAAACCUGGAGGUUUAUAAUGUGAUAAGAAAACAAAGUGAAGCUGAUUUAACUGAGCCCCGGCCAGACCUGAAGAAUAUCUCCUUCCGCGUGUGUUCAGGAGAAGCCACUCCUGAGGACCUGUCUUGUGACUAUGACAACAUGGCUGUGAACCCUUCAGAAAGUGGGUUUGUGACUCUGGCGAGCAUCGAGAGUGGAUUUGUGACGAACGACAUUUACGAGUUCUCCCCAGACAGAAUGGGAAGGAGCAAGGAGUCUGGGUGGGUGGAAAAUGAAAUAUAUGGCUAUUAGAGCACAUGAAAAAAACCAAGCUGCCAAGAACAGGAAAGAAAAAAGAAGCAAAAUUCUCCUAUUGCCUAUAAAGGAAAGUACUCAGAAGGUCUAUGAAAAUGCUUACCUUGGUGAAACUCAGAUCAAGUCUUGGGGGUGAGCAUGUGAUCCCCACUGGCCCCUGCUGAAUGCCCAGGUUUUGGCUGUAUCCCUCAUCCCAGCCUUUCACCCAGCUCAACCAUAUGAGAAAGCACCUUGUCCAGGUGCUGGCAAGUAUAGAUUCUCAAUAAAUGGUGGUUGUAUUGGUUGUAUCUGACUUUGAAGGGUCAAGGCUGUAAUUUGCAGGCAUAAGGGUUGUGGCCAGGGUUCUUGCUCUACGCAGCAACACACAAAAUCACAAGGAGACAGAAAUGACGGAUUUCCAAGGCCCACGCAUGGUGGCAUGAGGCUAGCCCGCAUAUCAGCAGUUCUCAUAUCUGUUGUUGUUUUUUCCUCAACGAAUAAAUCAAAUAAAAAGCAGGAAGGAGAA
Molecule: messenger RNA, 1805 nt
Organism: Choloepus didactylus (southern two-toed sloth)
Lineage: Eukaryota; Metazoa; Chordata; Mammalia; Pilosa; Megalonychidae
Gene: LAYN
Product: layilin
Exons: 7
Coding region: 182-1297 (371 amino acids)
Molecular function (GO): hyaluronic acid binding
Source: RefSeq, a predicted model, not a curated record